Messenger RNA from Thamnophis elegans (Western terrestrial garter snake), 3902 nucleotides. It is a transcript of the gene MXD4, whose product is annotated as MAX dimerization protein 4. Bases 89 to 691 code for a protein of 200 amino acids. Lineage: Eukaryota; Metazoa; Chordata; Lepidosauria; Squamata; Natricidae. The transcript is spliced from 6 exons. Gene Ontology annotation, biological process: regulation of transcription by RNA polymerase II. The record is from RefSeq and is a predicted model, not a curated record. Gene Ontology annotation, molecular function: DNA-binding transcription factor activity, RNA polymerase II-specific; protein dimerization activity; RNA polymerase II cis-regulatory region sequence-specific DNA binding.
UGCCCGUCGAGCGAGCGGCCUGCCAACCGGGGCAGGCGGGAGGCGCCCGUGGCCCGAGCCCUGGCAGGCGGCGGCGGCGGCGGCGGCGAUGGAGUGGAACUCGCUGCUGAUGCUGCUGGAGGCCGCCGAGUACCUGGAGCGGCGGGAGCGCGAGGCCGAGCACGGCUACGCCUCCGCCCUGCCCUUCGAGCGGGCCUGCGCCCGGAGGAGGAGCGCCGCCAGGAAGGGCCCCGGCAGCCGAUCCUCACAUAAUGAAUUAGAAAAACAUAGGCGGGCGAAGCUGAGGCUCUAUUUAGAGGAGUUAAAGCAGCUGGUUCCUUUAGGCGCCGAGAGCACCCGGCACACCACCCUCAGCCUCCUGAAAAGGGCCAAGACACACAUUAAGAAGUUGGAAGAACAGGACCGGAAAGCUCUGAACAUCAAGGAACAAUUGCAGCGAGAACAUCGGUACCUGAAGCGCAGGUUGGAGCAGCUCUCCGUGCAGGGCCUGGAGCGAGUCCGCACGGACAGCCUCGGAUCAACGAUAUCGACCGAUUCGGAGCAAGAGGUGGACAUUGAGGGGCUGGAAUUCACCCCGGCCGAAAUGGACAGCAGCGGAAGCGCCAGCGAGGCAGAAGACAGCUUGCAAGGCAGCUCGAGCGACAGCGGCUACGCCCGGCCCCACAGACGCAGCCACGCCCGGCUCCUGUAGUCUCUGCUGCUCGGCUCUCCUCCCGGAAGCCUUGCCUCCUCCCCCGCGGCCCUCGACCUGCCACCCUUCCGAAAGCGGCCCUGGGGAAGAGGCCUCCAACCCCCCCCCCCCCCCAGGGGCUCCCCAGGCUACGGAUAAUACCGCAGUAGAAAUCAUGGGUUUUGGAUUUCCCCCUGCAGAUUAGAUAACGUUUUGGGUGAAAGUUCCUUCCUGUGCCCACUCCACAAGCCCCCCUACUCAUUGCGGGGGGCUUGGUUGAAGUUUAGAAGUUCCGCUUUUGAAUAAAUGACUUGGACCCAUUGAGAUAAAUCGUUCCAGAUGUUAAAAUCCGAAGGGACACGGCAGGGAACUAACAAAUUGGUAUAAGGCAUAAGAAUGUGGCUUGGCCAACGACCGGGCACCAGGCUUCCCUCCCGGCAGACCUUGGCGGAUGCAACUGAUUCAAAACUGCAAAAAAUCCCCUUUUCUCGUGCGCGUCCUGCCUCCUUCGCAGCUUCCUUGGAUUCUUGGAAAAGGAAAAGGUGAAGCUUCUAAAGUUUGAUUGCCAUUUUCUAAAAAAGAUAGUUUGCAAAGGCUGCUUCUGCUGCUGCGGUGGCUCCUCCGGGCCGUUUGGAGACAGGGAGGAUGUGGCGUUGAUCGGCUAAAAAGUGUGCGUGGGGGUUCUUUAAAAGGAGGAGGAGGAGGAGGAAAGCUGUUAAUCAGGCAGUGACCCCCCCCCCCCAGCUUCCCCUGUUUUGUAGCAGCUCAUUCCAGCUACUCUAGCAGCGCCCUCCCUCCCGGCAGCUUCUUCGGUAGGCCAGACGGCCAGGCAGGAUGGGCUUCUGAUGCCCAGAGACCGCCAGGGCCUCCCCCCGCCCCCCCCGGAGGCUUUUACCAAUAAGGCUGCACCGGAAGGUCUCCGGGAUUCGUUCUAGCACCACCAGCUGCCCGUCCUGCUUCUCCAGCUUUUCCCUGUCUUAGAACCGUUCAGGACUCUGCCCUCCUCCUCCUCCUCCUCCUGCGCUCAGGGAAAUCCCGAGACAUUUCAGUGCAAGAAAGGAGUCAGGUAGGCCAGGUAGGGGGCGCACCUUUGGCGGGGGCUCAGGUGUGGCAGCCAUUGUUGCGUUUGAUCAAGGAUCCCCCCCCCCCCCGGGAGGGGGUGUCCCAGUUUGUCUCCUCUUGCAGGCAGGAACUAUGAAAGAAGCUUCUGGAUCAGGAAAGGCUUAGUUGGAGCUCUGGGCUUCUUGGACUGGAUUGCAGGUAGUCCUUGACUUACAACUGCUGCCAUGUGACCAAUCUGAUUUUGCAACCCUUUUUGUGACGGCCGCCAUGGUCGUUAAACGUAGUUGUUAAAUGAAUCAGUGCUUUGCUCUGGGCACAGUUUCCAAAACACAAAAGAAAAGAAGCAAAGUGCUACUUUUUUGACAAAGCUGUCCUAAAACGGGUCACGUGGCCACGGGAGGCUGCCGAUGGACGUAAGUGCCCUGGAGUUGCCCAGCACUCAAAAUCCAGCCAUGUGACUGCGGGGGGGGGGGAGAGGGGGGCACCCUUGGAGAUUAAAGUCUGGGCCUCAAGUAGCCUCAAGGCAGAUCCAUCAUCGGGACCGAACGGUUGCUAAGCGACCAGUUCAAUAUUUCAGUAUUUUUAUUGGCGGGUUUUGAAUCUCGGCAUCUCCCCAGGUCGGAUAAUUCAGGCAGCCCUGUGUGGUUUCUCUCUGGAGGUGCCAAUAAACUGAAAGGAAAGUUUAGCUUUACAUUUCAGUAUUGAUAACUGUGAUUUCUAGGCUAUCCUGGCAGUUUCCAAAAUUAACAAAAUACUCUUUUAAGAUUGCCUCAUUCAUUUAGCACUCGUCAAAGCUUUUUAGAAUGUAGUUUUGCUCCACUUGUAGCAAUAUCGCAGAGUUGUAAUUGAAAACAGUUUAAGCUUAGUGAAGUAAUUAGUCUGGCUUGCUGAUAAUUAAAACUGGACCAAUCUUUGCAUUUUUAAAAAGAAAAAGUGAUAAAAAGCUAUAUACUCUUAUAGCCACCUGGUUUAUUUCCUAUAGGUAUAUUUCCUAUCAAAUAGUCUUUAUUGUAUUUUCCUAAUUCUUCUGAACUACUUAAGUAGAGAAAGGAGAUACUGAACCCAACCGGAGUCUCAGGGACUCUUCAUGUUUAUCAUAUUGUGCCUUGUGAACUUUCCUUCCUUCCUUCCUUCCUUCCUUCCUUCCCUAAGUCAGAAUUCUUGAUGGUGUCAUUUUGCCUCAGAUGAAAUAUUGCGCUUACUUUACCUUUCCACAAAUGGGAAAAGGACGCACCCACCUAUUCCCAUAAUCCCACCCCCCUUCCUUAGUGAAAUAUGUAAUACUUGUGCCUCUUUGAGAAGUGGGCUGCAAGAAACUCCCGGUGCUUUGCUCCAGAAAUUGGUAUCCUUCAACACACGCGUGUUCAGCCCUAGCGGUUGAAAUGAGCGGGUCCCCUUCAGAGGCACCCAGGGACACCCCCCCUCCCCCAGGGGAGCCCGGCCGGCGCUGGACUCUGGCGCAGACCUUCCUCUUUAACCGGGGCAGCGGGAUGCAGGAUCAAAUCAGUGCCUUUGGCUACUCAAACCCAAAACUACAAUUAUGUGCUUUUCAGCAUUGAAGAUUUUUAAUCUUAAAGUAUAUCCUGCUGGGAUGGACGAACUUCUCAUUUUGUUGGUCUCUUUAUGUUCAGUUAUACUUCCUUUCCCUUUGGUGCUACAAAUCAGAAAAUUAGGAAUUCAGUUCUGGCAGCUUGUGACUCUUGAGGACCUCGGAUUUGUCCUCAAGGAUAAGGUGGAUUAAAUGACCUUUUGUCGCCAUCCUUCCUUUGUCCAUGAGGAGAGCCGUAAGGUUGUUUCCGACAGCUGCAUUUCAGAUUAAUAAAAUCUGUUACUUUGCUAUUAUUUAGCACUCCUCGUAUGCUAAACGCUUUGUAUAUUUCUGACGUCCCCACGGGGAAGGCUAUACAGCAAUAUAAGGAUUGUGUGUGGCUGAUAACAGCAGCAUUAAUUACUAAUUCCUUUUGAUUAUUUUGGUUCCAAUUUCCAAAUCAGUGCUUUUUCUUCUAGAGGCUUCAAUAACCGUUAACGGGGAAAAUCGCUAGUAAUGUUAGUUUCCUCUUACAAUAUAAUGAAUUUACUCAUGGCUUUUAGAACCUUUGUUUCAUGAAAAGCAAUUCUUGCACAGAACUUUCCUACCGGAAAAAAUAUAUAUAUAUGGGAGAAUGGAAAA